UCUAAUUUUCCCUAAAAGGAAUCCAGCCACCAACUCAGCCAGUUCCUCACUGAAGCGCAUCUCUUCCCCCUUUUUAUUACUGGAGGCUCUCUGACCCACACAUUCAAAAAUUCUGGCGUCUCUGGGGCCCCAAAGCAGGAGCGGGUGGGCUGCUCCUUCCAGCUUCUUCAAAGGGAUUCAUUGUGGUCUGUCUCUUAGUUCCUACUGCCCCCGUGCUGGUCUUAGGCUCCCCGGUGCCUGGUAGAGUCAGGCUAAGAACACCUGUGGGUGUGGAUCUGCCACGCACAACCACAGCCACACCGGGGCUCAGUAUGCAAGAGGAGAGGAGGCAGCUCCGGGCAGCGGUGGGGGUGGCUGGGUAGGGUCCUUUAGGGCUUGGUGGCUGAGGGGGGCACUUUGUCCCGGGAUAGGACAAACUAUACGUGACCACCCCCCCCCCUUUCCUUGGGCCCCGCGGGUGGGCAGGGUGAGAAGGAACUUCUCUAGGCCGGCCAGGGAGGCCCCUCUUCCCGUGGUUCGGUCAGCUGUGCCCUCUCUCUCCCAGCAGGCGGUCACCAGAGGCGCGGGCUCUUGACCUAGGCUCCGGGGGGCCAAGACCAUGAGGCUGAGGCGGAAGGCGGACGCUGCGCUCACCCUGCUCCUGGCCACCGCGCUCUGCUUGCUCCUUUACUCGCAGCGGGAGCCAGGGGCCCCCGCGGCCAGCCUGGCCAGCGCCCGGGCCAGGCCGGUCACUGUGCCAGCCCCGCCGCCCAUGCCCACGCGGCCCGGCUGGGGGCCGGCGGUGGUGCGCGCCUUCCCGGCUGCCAGGGCUGAGCCCCCAGUCUACCAGGCGGACACUCCGGCGCCCCCGACGCCCUCGGGGCCCUUCGACUUCCGCCGUUACCUGCAGGACAAGGACAAGAGACGCUUUCCGCUGCUCGUCAAUCAGCCGCACAAGUGCAGGGGGCUCCCGGGCGGCCCGGGGCCAGACUUGCUCAUCGCCGUCAAGUCUGUGGCUGCGGACUUCGAGCGGAGGGAGGUGGUGCGAAAGACCUGGGGUGCCGAGGGCCAAGUGCACGGGGCGCGGGUACGCCGGGUCUUCCUGCUGGGCAUCCCUCGGGGCCUGGCCGGGGGCGGGGGCGGGGCGCAGGCCCAGGAGGGCCUGCUGCGGGCCGAGGGCCGCGCCUACGGGGACAUCCUGCUCUGGGCCUUCCAUGACACUUUCUUCAACCUGACCCUGAAGGAGAUCCACUUCCUGGACUGGGCGGCCGCCUUCUGCCCCGACGCCCGCUUUGUGUUCAAGGGUGACGACGACGUGUUCGUGCACGUGGAGAACCUGCUGGAGUUCGUGGCGACGCGGGACCCAUCCCGGGACCUCCUGGCGGGGGACGUGAUCCUGCAGGCACGGCCCAUCCGCGCCCGAGACAGCAAAUACUACAUCCCCGAGGGCGUGUACGGGCUGGGCGCCUACCCGGCCUACGCGGGGGGCGGGGGCUUCGUGCUGUCCGGGGCCACGCUCCGCAGGUUGGCGGCCGCCUGCGCCCAAGUGGAGCUCUUCCCCAUUGACGACGUCUUCCUGGGCAUGUGCCUGCAGCGCCUGCGCCUGGCUCCCGAGCCACACCAGGCCUUCCGCACCUUCGGUAUCCCGCCGCCCUCGGCCGCCCCGCACCUGCGCACCUUCGACCCCUGCUUCUACCGAGAGCUGGUGCUGGUGCACGGGCUGUCGGCCGCCGACAUCUGGCUCAUGUGGCAGAUGCUGCACGCCGUGCCGGGGCCGGACUGCGCCCAAACCCACGCAGCGCCGAAGCCCUUCCGCUGGGGCUCCUAGCGGCCAGCCACGGGUGGGACCUGACAUGGGCAAAGUGGGAGAAGAUCCCGCGGUCCUUCCGGCCCUCAGGCUUAUUUCUCAGCCCGUCAAAUGAAGGCCCUUCUAGCUCUAAAUCCUUUGCUUGCGGGUAACAAGCUCACUCUUAAUUAUCCGGUACUUAGAUGCUAGCAGGGCUGAAGGCAAACGUUCUUAGAAGUCAGUUUUUCACCGUCUGUGCAUUUAAUCGGCUAUGUGCUAGGCAAUGGCCCAAGAUCCUUCAAGGAUCUGUCAGUCACAACGUGAGCAGAUAUAGGUAUGAAUACGAAUACGGGGUACGUGGAACCCCACUCCGUUCCCAGCAGGGAGCAUUUAGCCCAAUUCAGGAGGAAGAGUUUAAAUCAGUUGCACUCACACUAGUAACAUCUUGCUUGGCCUGGGCUGAGCUUUCUGG
Messenger RNA from Dromiciops gliroides (monito del monte), 2237 nucleotides. It is a transcript of the gene B3GNT9, whose product is annotated as UDP-GlcNAc:betaGal beta-1,3-N-acetylglucosaminyltransferase 9. The coding region runs from base 599 to 1807 and encodes 402 amino acids. NCBI's taxonomy places the organism in Eukaryota, Metazoa, Chordata, Mammalia, Microbiotheria, Microbiotheriidae. Gene Ontology annotation, cellular component: membrane. The transcript has a single exon. The record is from RefSeq and is a predicted model, not a curated record. Gene Ontology annotation, molecular function: hexosyltransferase activity.